This is a messenger RNA of Misgurnus anguillicaudatus (oriental weatherfish), 2599 nucleotides long. RefSeq names its product phosphatidic acid phosphatase type 2D (gene ppap2d). Gene Ontology annotation, cellular component: plasma membrane. Gene Ontology annotation, molecular function: phosphatidate phosphatase activity. The record is from RefSeq and is a predicted model, not a curated record. Gene Ontology annotation, biological process: phospholipid metabolic process; signal transduction; phospholipid dephosphorylation. NCBI's taxonomy places the organism in Eukaryota, Metazoa, Chordata, Actinopteri, Cypriniformes, Cobitidae.
AACACGGUGCGCGUAAAGUUUCCUCUCUGUUGGGAAAGAAUUGAAAGAGUUGAACAUGGAGUCCCGGAGGAUGACAAACUUUGACUGACAUAUGUUUUCUGGAAUGCGUUUUCUUCAUCAUGCGUAAACGAUGAUGGCCAAACUGCAGCGGAAACUUUUAAGGUCCGGGGAGAGGAGUUUUCAUUCAACAGAGCGGAUCCCUCCACAACUUUAUUAGUUAAGACGCGCGCGCAUUGCUAUAUUCAUCAUAUACACGUGCGCGUGUAGGUGCUAUGACACUGACUGGACUUUAAAGAUUCUCGAGUGUCGAAACUUUGUUCCUGAAAGUUAUUGCAGAGGAAAUUCACUGCCGUGUAUGUGUUAAGUGUAAAGUAGGGGAUCAUGCAGAAGUUGAACUCGGUGAACAGUCACACGGAGCUCCAGCAGCGGCUCGCGGAUCUCGGCGGAUCGGGAGACGGCGCGCGGGAGAACGGCACUAAACAUGCGCUGAGUUCCGAGGAACCGUCGGGCACCGUCCAAUGCUCCAGCAGAAAGAUGCUGGUCGGGCUGGACAUCCUCUGUCUGCUCGUGGCCUCAAUCCCGUUCUUCGCCUGUGAACUCAAAGCCGUGCCUCCGUACGUGAGGGGCUUUUUCUGCGGGGACCCAAGCAUCACCUACCCUCACUUAAAGACCGACUCCAUUUCUGAUAGCGUGCUCAUAGCUGGAGGCAUCAUCAUCACAGGGCUCACGAUUGCCAUUGGGGAGUGCUACCGGGUUCGAUUCAGAGGCGUGCACUCCCGGGCAUUCGUGCGGAACCUCUAUGUGUCCUGUCUGUACAAGGAGCUGGGCAGCUUUCUGUUUGGCUGUAGCAUCGGAAUGUCUUUGACCAACAUGGCAAAGCUGAGCGUGGGCCGACUGCGUCCAUACUUCUUAUCGGCGUGCAACGUGACCUACGCUUCGCUCGACUGCACACCCGGAUCUUACGUAGCAGAGGUCACCUGCAAUAGCCCCGCCGGAGUGGUGGAAGAGGCCAGAAAGUCCUUCUUCUCCGGGCAUGCAUCUUUCUCCAUGUACACCAUGCUUUACCUGGCGUUUUACCUGCAGGCACGGUUUUCAUGGCGAGGGGCGCGACUCCUGCGGCCGCUGCUGCAGUUCAUGUUGGUGAUGUUAGCGGUGUACACGGGACUCAGUCGCAUUUCUGACUACCGCCAUCAUCCCACUGAUGUCCUGACUGGAUUCGUGCAGGGAGGACUCACUGCAUAUUGGGUGAGCUUUCACAUCUCGUCCAUGUUUAAGACGUCACGUGCAGACCUUUCUCCAACGAGUCUGUCUCUGGAGAGUCCUCUGUCCAGCCAGCAUACAGUCUGCUAACAGAUCACGCCUGCACAUAGAGACACCUGAGAGACUUCAGAAAGAUAUUAGUGAAUGGGAUGCGAUUAAGUGAAGAAGAUGAAACUAAGAACACACUCACUGUUUCCUGCCAGCCCAGACAGAAGAAGAACAGUGAUGUAUGCAUCUAACCCAUCAUCAGACCCGUCCACCAUGUCUCGACCCUCCUUAGACAAAUGAUAUUUUUAUAUAAAAAGUUUAUCCUUUAUAUUUUUCAGAUAUGUUAUAGUUGAAGCUGCUAAUAAUUGUUGUUAAUAGUUUGUCACCUGUAGCCCAGGUUUUUUACGGUCAGAUAUUCACACCGUACAGUGAUUACAGAUAAUAGCUCGGUAUUUCUCACUACAUGAGACUUUUUAAGGCUGUUUAGUUCGUGUCGAAUCUUAGGUCCUCACCGAUCUAAUGAACUGAAUUCUGUUCAGCCAUUGGACAAAAAACAGACCAAUCACAACAGAGUUACGGCCCUCACCCCUUUUGUUUGCUAAUGGUGCGCUGUUGCACAAUCAUACCGGUGCGGAUUGUAGACACGGUCUGUUUAUGAAAAGCACAAAUCCGAUUUAAAGCUCGACCUUUUUGUAUUGUAUUAAGGUUCAUGUUUGUACUAACCACUUACACCGCACGACUACAGAGUGACUGAAAGGAGGUUUGACCCGAAAAAACCUCCUCAACCCCUUCGUCUGCAUCACGAGGGCUUGAAUCCGGCCCAAACACUCAGCAGACUGGGGGUCUUAUACCUGUGUACCCUUUACUACUCAUAGCACUUGAAUUACACUAUGGAACUUUCUAGUUACUAAAGAUAUAUAAUAUUUUAUAUUUGAUCUUCUUUAAUCAGUGUUUUAUUUUCUUCCUGCGGUCAGUGCCAUUUAUUUGUGUACCUGUUUGUGUGUGUGUGCCCCCCGCCCCAGAUUAUAAUUAUUCAGAAUGAAUGUAAAUAAAUCAUUUUAUAAACGAUCCAGAUUUCGAGAAGUAUUAGCAUCGCUUUUGUAAUUUUUUUUUUGUUUAUAUAUGUUUUUAUUGUUUGUGUUGAUCAGGUACGACCGAGUUGUUGUUGCUAACUGUUAAAGAGACUAGUGACUGAGCCAGAAUUGUAAUGUUGACAGAAAGCUAUAUAAAUAUAUAUAUAUUCUACUUAUCUAGUUUCAUUUCAUUCGUUGGUUUCCCCUGUGAAAGCCAGUGAGGCUAAAAUAACCACUGUAUUAAUAAACCAAACCAAUAAAAUGAAUGUUCAAGCUUU